Messenger RNA from Entrophospora sp. SA101, 1344 nucleotides. The record is from the annotation of a GenBank genome assembly. Lineage: Eukaryota; Fungi; Glomeromycota; Glomeromycetes; Entrophosporales; Entrophosporaceae.
AUGCCAUUUGAUACAACUUCUUAUUCAUCAUCUGAUUCGAUUUCCUCUGAUUCAGAGUGUGAAAGUGAUUCAAUUGAAUUUGAAAAUUACUUGGCCAUUGAAGCAACAACAAUUCAACAUCAUUUAUCUAGAAACAAAAAAUAUGAAAAAUGGAUGCUUCCAAUAUUAGAUGCAAGAGAAGUAAUGAUGAAUCAACAAAAUUUUGAAUGGUCGACAUUAUUAAAAUUAAGAUUUCUUAAUGAUCUUGAGAAUUUUAUUAAAAAGUUACCACAUGACAAAGAAUAUAGAAAAACAUUGAAACAUUCAGAAGCAAAAGCAUGCACUAUAAUACAACAAAAAUUAAAACAAAUGGUUGAAUCAUGGAAUUCAAUAAUACAAGAACAUAAUCAAAUCAAACCACCAAUUCCAAUUACAUCUAAAAAUCAAUAUAUUGUAGAUGAAAUAGAAAAAUUCCUAAUGAUUUCACCACAUAAUCAUAUCUCAUUCAGGGGAUUAAAUCUUACAAAAUAUCCACAACAUAUGAAAAAAUUAAAUAUUGUUUUAAAUUAUUAUUAUUCCUUCUCACCAAUUAUUAUGGAUAAAAAUUUAUCUGUUCAUUCUUUAACCAUUUUGGAUUUAUCUAGAAAUAAGUUAAAAGUUUUUGCUCAUGAAAUCUUAUUUUUUAGGAAUUUAAAAGUUUUACGACUUGCCAAUAAUUUAUUUCAAUAUUUUCCGCCAUAUAUUACAAGGUUAAACUCAUUUACAGUCUUACUUGGAAUUAAAUUUAAUCCAUUAAGAAAAUCAAAUGUUUCUAAAAUCAAUUCAGAGUAUAAAAUAUCAUCAUUAUCAUCACCACUAAAUAAUAAUGAUGGCAAUAGUGAAGGGAAUUGUGAAAAAACAACAACAACAAAAAUACCCUCAUUAUGUGAUUUAUAUUAUGUUCAAGAUGGGUAUUUGUGUGAGUGUUGUAGAAUGUUUAUAUCAACUUCCUCGCCAUUAUAUUUGCCAAAAAUUAUAGAAUAUAUGAACUAUUUAUGGAACUUGGAAAAAAAUGAUGAUGAUGAUUUACAAAGAUUUAACAAAAAUGGUUAUAAUAGUUAUAAUAAUGUGAUUGUUGAUUCAGAAAAAUCAACUAAUGUACCAUUGCUUAGAAGAUUUUGUAUGAGUUUGAUAAUAAUUACUGCUAUUUCUGCCGACACAAGUGCUAUUAUCAUUAUUAUUUGGACUAGCUUCUACACAAAAAAAGGCACUGACAACGAAUAUGAAAAUAAUGACGAGGAAGUUGUAGUUGAUAGUGGUAGUAGUAAAGAGAUUGAUGUCAAUUUAGUUCAUUCGGAUGUGAUUAUAGAGUUAACAUGUUAUUGA